Messenger RNA from Trypanosoma theileri, 374 nucleotides. Its product is annotated as surface protease GP63. The annotation marks the transcript as partial. The transcript has a single exon. Gene Ontology annotation, molecular function: metalloendopeptidase activity. Lineage: Eukaryota; Euglenozoa; Kinetoplastea; Trypanosomatida; Trypanosomatidae. Gene Ontology annotation, cellular component: membrane. The record is from RefSeq and is a predicted model, not a curated record. Gene Ontology annotation, biological process: cell adhesion; proteolysis.
UGUGUGUUGCGCAGAAGGACGGCGGCGUGCAGUCGACUGGUGUUGUACGGGAGUUGCCCCGCAAGGGACAGAGUGGUGUGCAGGCGUACACCGUCGCCACACAGGAGAAGAAUGAGAAUGGAGGAUGGAAACUAAUCCGCAUUGAGGCGUUCACGAGGGACUUGGAGGACGAAUCGAAGUACUGUACGAAAGCUGGUCAGGAGGUCAUUGAUUUUGAUGGUAAAAAGGCCAAAUGUGAAGAAGCGGAGGUCCUCAACGAUGAAAGGCACAGGGAAUACAUUAAGAAUAUCAUUCCCGCUGCCAUCAAACUGCACGAGGAGCGACUGCGUGUACAACCCCAUAAAGGCAAAAUAAUCGUGCNAAUACGCUCGUGA